GAGUCACUGUCGGUGUAAAACCAUGGUGUUCACAAAGCUAUCGUUUCGCGCAGCCCUGCCUUUCAAAACCCGUCCUAUCAAACUUUUCCCUCGACGCUUCGCCUCAGAACCACAGCGUCCGCCAAUAAAGGAACCCGUCACCGAAACAUUCUCUGCAGCUUCAAAGCCACGACUAUACUACUCACGACCGCCGCCUCGAUAUGAUCUGCCUCGCAUAGAAAAAAAAUGGCCUUUCAUUCUGGCGUUCGCCACUCUCGGCGUGUCCGCUUGGGGUGCGUUCCUCCUAUACGCGACGAACCAAGAAAAGCUGGCAAGCUCGGUCUACAAACAAAUCUUGCGUACUGUGAAGGAGUGUGACGAACUGAAGGGGGUGCUGGGAGAUGCCAUUCGCGCUGAGCCAGCUUGGUAUCUCAAUGGGGACCCCUGGAUAACAGGUGGCGUCAAUAUUCCUCAAGGAAAGAUAGACCUGAGUUUCCGGCUAAAGGGGCAUAAAGGAUCAGGGACGUUGUAUUUCACCAGCAUACGAACAGCCAAAGGACAGCCCUUUACACCACUGCGUUUCCGGGUUAUAGGUGAUGAUAAAAGCAUAGUAAACAUUCCAGUCUCGACGCAACUACCGUCACCCUAGCACUACAUAUUGUGUUCCAGUCAUCGGUCCCCGUCACUUGUGUCUCAGGCUUGUUCGUCAUCGCGUUCACACUUCAAUAACGUAUUUUACAUUUGUGCCUAUCCUAAGAACAUUUUCCCCACCGCCACCUUAAAUACUUAAAGACUCUGCAUACAAGUACUUUUGAUCUUUCAGAUGCUACUCCAAGUUGUUUCACUCGUUCCCUGUGCGGCUCUGCUUAGUUUGUUAACAUAUCAUUAUGGUCGGAGCAGACAGUCAUCACGCCUCUUGCCUUAAACUACCGUACAAAUAUUACUGGCAAGGGAUUUAGGAAUGUACAGCAUUAGGCGUUUUGCAUUUCUAUACA
Messenger RNA from Serpula lacrymans var. lacrymans S7.9, 974 nucleotides. RefSeq lists its product as uncharacterized. Gene Ontology annotation, cellular component: mitochondrial inner membrane. NCBI's taxonomy places the organism in Eukaryota, Fungi, Basidiomycota, Agaricomycetes, Boletales, Serpulaceae. The record is from RefSeq and is a predicted model, not a curated record. The transcript has 5 exons. Bases 23 to 628 code for a protein of 201 amino acids. Gene Ontology annotation, biological process: mitochondrial respiratory chain complex IV assembly.